Amoebophrya sp. A25 is the source of this 619-nucleotide messenger RNA. Lineage: Eukaryota; Dinophyceae; Syndiniales; Amoebophryaceae. The record is from the annotation of a GenBank genome assembly.
CUUGAGGCAAAAAACACUACAACCAAUCGAUCGUGUUUGAACAAGGGAGUGAGGGACACCGUUGACAUGAUUUACUGGCUCUGUUGAUUAUUUACUAAAAACUAGAGAAAAUAUGAUAUGUCGUGCCCUGACAACGACCUGCAAGGGCACCAGUGAUGCCCGCGACUGCCGCGUCGGCUUACCAGGAGCGAGCGAUCCCUACGCACGAGCAGAGCCAAUGCCCAAAACGACCUCGAACCCGCUCACGCCCUCCACAUCCUCUGAAGCGCUACUUCACACUCUUGUGAGACCACCACCAAGUGCUUUAUUACGCGAUCACGUGGAGGAAAUCAAACCGCUUUUGAUACCAUUUUCCACGAAUGAUGAAGACCAUACUAACAGGGAUCACACGAUCGUGCAUCCGACCAAUCUUGAAAAUGAAGAUCUUAUAGCAGAUCCACUAGAAGAAACAGUUUUUCUUGUUUCGGCGACGGACCGCGGCGAAGAAGAAGAAGAGCAUCCGCUAGUAGUUCAUCCUGGACUACAGGACGAAAAACGACAGGAGGAAAGACGAGGUGAAUCCACAUUGAGAAUAACAUCUUCGCAGAGAAGAAAUAAGAUGGGGAUGCGAAAGAAGUAG